Malurus melanocephalus (red-backed fairy wren) is the source of this 8246-nucleotide messenger RNA. It is a transcript of the gene DCUN1D4, whose product is annotated as defective in cullin neddylation 1 domain containing 4. Gene Ontology annotation, molecular function: ubiquitin-like protein binding; cullin family protein binding; ubiquitin conjugating enzyme binding. Lineage: Eukaryota; Metazoa; Chordata; Aves; Passeriformes; Maluridae. Bases 79 to 987 code for a protein of 302 amino acids. Gene Ontology annotation, cellular component: ubiquitin ligase complex. The transcript is spliced from 12 exons. Gene Ontology annotation, biological process: protein neddylation; positive regulation of ubiquitin-protein transferase activity. The record is from RefSeq and is a predicted model, not a curated record.
GUGUCCGUGCCCGGGCUCUGGGUUGGGAGCGGGGCAGGAGCCGGGCCGGGCCGGCAGCGUGUGCAGCGCCGCUCGAAAAUGCACUCGGAUGCCGCCGCUGUCAAUUUUCAACUGAAUUCUCAUCUAUCAACACUGGCAAAUAUUCACAAGAUUUACCACACCCUCAAUAGGCUGAAUCUGACAGAGGACGUUGGUCAAGACGAUCACCAGACAGGAGAGAGCCUUUCAAAGAUUCGAAGAAUAGGAAGUCUUCGGUCUUGCAGUUCAUCAGACUGCUUUAGUAAAGUGAUGCCUCCAAGGAAAAAGAGGAGACCUGCAGCAGGAGAUGAUUUAUCUGCUAAGAAAAGUAGACAUGAUGGUAUGUAUAGAAAAUACGAUUCAACUAGAAUAAAAGCAGAGGAAGAAGUCUUUUCAAGUAAGAGAUGCUUAGAAUGGUUCUAUGAAUAUGCAGGCCCAGAUGACAUUGUAGGGCCAGAAGGUAUGGAGAAAUUUUGUGAAGACAUUGGAGUUGAACCAGAAAAUGUAGUUAUGCUUGURCUAGCAUGGAAGUUGGAUGCACAAAACAUGGGCUAUUUUACGUUACAAGAAUGGUUGAAAGGAAUGACAUCACUACAGUGUGAUACUACAGAAAAAUUGAGAAAUUCUCUGGAUUACUUGAGAUCUUUAUUAAAUGAGCCUACCAAUUUUAAACUUAUUUAUAGAUAUGCCUUUGACUUUGCACGGGAAAAGGACCAGCGCAGCCUAGAUAUCAAUACUGCCAAGUGUAUGUUGGGCCUUCUUUUAGGAAAAGCAUGGUCCCUUUUUCCAGUAUUUCACCAGUUUCUAGAGCAAUCAAAAUACAAAGUUAUCAAUAAGGACCAAUGGUGUAAUGUUCUUGAAUUCAGCAGAACAAUUAACCUUGACCUCAGCAACUAUGAUGAAGAUGGAGCCUGGCCAGUGUUGUUGGAUGAGUUUGUGGAAUGGUAUAAAGGAAAACAGAUGACAUAGGAGUUUAACUAUGCACAGCCACUCAAGAGUCACUGUUACCACAGUUAYGUCAACCAUUAGCCAUAAACUGCUAUUUGUAUCAAAGUGCAUGCUGCUUUUCUUGCACUGCAUCCCUUUGGCAGGGAACUUUUGAUGUUUGCUAUUUAACAAGCUAGCUAUGCUUGCUGUUUAGCAUUGUUCUCUUUGAAGGCUGCUUUGCAUUUUGUAUUUCCACUAUGAAUUGGUGAACUUGCCAGAGUCUUCACUGUGAUUAUGUGUAUAUUGCUGUCUAAAUUUUGUAUAUGUGUAUAAAAAAGGCUUCACCUAGGGAUUAUUUCUGCAGAAAUGUAUUGUAAAAAUAAUUUUGUGGCAUAUUUCUAAUCAUCACUUACAUGUCUGUUGAAACUUUACUUUUGUUUUUCAUUUGGUCUCAAAUGUAAAAUUUCAGCCUUCCUGGACAUAGUUAUGUGAAGAACUGGUGUCAGUUUCAUUGUUCCUAUUUGAGAUGCCAAUUUCUGAGGAGAGAUGCUGUGACUUCCUUCAUCAGAAUUUGCCAAACRUGACCUAAUGCUUUAUAGGAAUGAAACAUUGGUGUCUUGAAAAAAAAUAUAUAUAUAUGUAUAAAAAUAUUAAAACACUGUAAUAGUUGUACAUGCCACAGAUUAUUUCCAUUUGAAGAAAAAAGUACUGACUUUUUAAUGUUAAAACUGCAGUAGUCAUUACAGGUACAAAUGGAUAAAUUAAAGUACCUUUUAAAAAUGGGUUUUAGACUUUUGUAAAUUGCCUUUGGCAUACUCCUUUUAAUUUUUGGUGUACCAAGAGUGUUUGGUCUAUGUUGUGAUCUAGCGACCCAAUGACAUUGAAAGUUCUAGCUGAAAUUGGUGGUUUGGGGAAUAAGGCAUGUUCACUCCUAGCAMAUAUGUAGUAAAAUUUUUGGGGAUUUUUUUUGUCUUUCCAAGGGCCUCCAGCUUUGUGUUUCUAACUAUUUAAAAAUAURAUACUGGAAAAAUAUGAUCUUGAAUAGUCAAAACAUUACUUUUUCUUUCCUGUUGGGGAUUAAAGUUUCCUGGCAGAAUGUCCAUUGCAGGCAAUGGGCAUGUAAAACACCAGCAUUAAAUGACAGUACUUUUUAGUAGGGACCACUGCCUGUUKCACUCAUUUCUUUAUCUGUGUAAGAUGGUUCAAGUGAUUAUUUUGGGAAAAACAAGUGAAUGGAAUAAUGUUUAAGUUCUGUAAUUUUGUCAURUUGUCUUUGCCUUACCCUUCUUUGUUAAGUAAUGUUAGUGUUGAUAUUUAUGAAUAGGUCCUUGAAGUAUCCGGUGCUAUUAAACUUUGAUCCCUAAGGAUUUAUUAAAAUGUUAUCRAUUCAUGGAGCAUUUAGCAACAAAGGGCCAGUGGAUGUUUUGGAAUGACAGCAUUAAUUCUCUGUAGAAAUAUUUUUCAAGUUACUGGCAGUUUUGUUAUUUCCCUAGAAUGCAGUCCAGGAGAAUGAGAGGAAAGCAUUUAUCUUGAAAGUGAAAUUUUCAUCUGUGCUGAAGGUUCUAUCCUUGCCAUCAAGUCAAGAGCAACUGUCAUUGACUUGACUUCUUUCAGAAUUAAGCCUAGUUUGGCAAAAGCACAUUCGUUUGCUGCCCUGGACCAGGAGGUUGUAAUUGUGGUGCUACAGGUGGUCAGUUGUGUUCUGAUCUGUUUGUUGUUGUCGUUGGUUUUUGUUUUUCAAGCUCAGCUGCCAAAGACAAAAAUUGUUUGUGUCUGUGUAUAUUUGUAUAUACAUAAAUAUACAAUAUGUGUGCAUAUACAAGCCCUAGAAUUUCAUGAUGCUAAGAAGAAAAUACUACCUUUCCUUUGAAAUAGCUACAUUUUGAUUUCCAUGACACUAAACAGAAGUUAGUAGUGGUAAAAUAUACAUAGUCAGUGCUUUCUCAUGUACUAAUACACAUAACCUUAAUUCUAUGUUUGAUGCCAGUUUGCACAAGAAAUUGAGGGGAGUGUGAUAUUUAAUGUUUACAAUAAGCCUCUUAAGAAAACAUACAUUUUAUUAAGACUUCCGAUGUAAAUGUGUAUAUUACAAUAGUAUUACUGUAAUGAACUACCAGUAGAACUGCUGGUUUAGUUCUUAAAAGAAUGAACUGAGAAGCAAUAUAACUUUUAACAUUAGGCCAAAUUGUGAUUGCCAGGAUUUUAAGUGAAAUAGGUGUAAUUGUUCUUAAAACAUUAGAUGUUAACUCUAGGAAACUGUUCAGCAAAAAUUGGCAUGAAUCCUGCAAGAAAUAGCAUAAAARAUUUUGUAUGUCACAAAUAACAGCUUCCAAUAAUGGAAGCAAGAGCCAAAGACACUUUCAGUCUAUUACUGUUACAGGUAUAGCUUUCAUAUAACAGGGUUGACAGAAAUCUGUUUAGUUCAGCCAGGUGYUGGCAGUUUUUCUGUUCUUCAGAAACAAAAUUUAAUUAAAAACAAAGAAAACAGGGGAAAAGUAACCUCAGAAAAAAAAAAAAACCUCACUGUGCAAGCGAACAAACUUUUUUUAAAAUUUGGACAAAAAUAAUGGGGAGUGAUGGAAAGGAAGAAUGUGUUUGGAAAUGAAUUGGAUGCUGCAAGUUUUUUCUUCCAUUUGAAACAGGAUGAAUCUGUAGCUAUCAGCAAGUUUAUAAACAUGCAUCUUCAUAAAGUAAACCACGGAUUCAAUUACAGCUAGUUGAGACAGCUUUACUGACAUUUUUAGUGAACAAAUGGACUCAAAUGGGCUUGUGUGGCUUGAUGAGCUUCCCUGUGCUAUCCAUCCUGCUGGUUUUGCAGGUUUUAUAUCCUACAGGUUUUUUUAUGUGUGCUGAUUAGCAGAAGAUUCUAACACUGCCUGCUYCUCUAUAUUGGAGAAAUUUUUAAUAGUUAUGGAAACUUAACUCAGUUAAUCUUGUAUUUAGUACAAGUAUGGCAUUUGCUUUUUUGUUUAUUUUGCCAACAAACAGCUGAUGUAAACGGUUUUUUUGAUUGUGGGCUUUCUUCCCUCUGCCCCGCUUUUUGAAAAGUAAUGUACAGAAUAUGGUGAUUUCUGGGACAAGACACUGAGAGGUCAGCUGUGGGUCUUGUGCUAAUACUUCUGGUUUACUAUUACUGAACUGUUAAAAGAAACUUGAUAAUCAAUGUACAGUUAAUUUUUGGUAUUUGGGAGACGUAAAUUGAAAAGACAGUGAAAGGAAAACAGUAUCCAGAGACUAUAGCAGUUGACAUUAUUUGAUAGAUGACAAACAUUUGGCGCUCCUUGGACUUAAUAAUCCUAAGAAUAUUUUUCAGCCUAAAUGAUUAUAUUAAUAUUAGUAAUCAAAGCAUUCAUUGAAUUAAAUUUCCUUCUAAAGCUAUGUGAUAUUAAGUAUUUAAAAUAUUAAUAUAAUUGUGUAUUACUGUUGGUUUUUUUACUUUUUAUCUUUUCCAAGGAAAGCAAGCUGAAGAGCAUGGAAUUCAYUGAAAUUGUUUAUGGACUUGAAUUUUCAGUUAAAACCUCUUCAAGGUUGUCUUGRAGCUACUAUAAAUAUUGGGUUAUCUUUGUGUAGCCAUUUCUAAUACUGUAGAGGCUUUUCCCAUUUUACGAUGAACAUAUGCAUUUUAUUUAAUCACAAAUGUGCUCACACAAUCAAGUUAAUUACAGUUUAUUGCUAUUUGGUUAAUGAUCCCAAGUUACUCUUUUGAGGGACAAGAAAUGGACAGUGGUAUUAAGGUUAUCCCAGAUYUCUGUUGACCCUUGGUCACAAGUCUAACAAAUUGUUUGAUAAUCUUGGAAUUCAUGUAGACAGUUUUAAAGGUUAGCUUGUGCCCUGGUUUUAAUUAUAGCUGCUAACAUACCUCUUUCUAUGCCUUAUAUUUUGUCUUUUCAUAUUGUUGUAAAAGUGUCUAGAAUCCAUCCACAAACUGUAGUUUGUUUCCUGUAGUUGAGACCAAAAUUCAGAUUUUUUUGUUGUUUCUAUUUUUUAAUUCCUCACCUGCUCCCCCACGGUGUGUGUGCAUGUGUACGUGUGUCAAAAUAGCACCUACUGACACUUGUUGCACGAACAGCAGUUAAUCUGUGACUGUGAAUGGUUUAUGUCUUAGUUAUUUGGAUGUUACAUAAGUAAGGUGUGCUGAACUCCUGUGAGUUACAAUAUGAUGAAAAUACUCUUAUGCCACCUAACAUGAGUUAAUCCGAUUGAUUUUUAGGUCUUUUGAUGGUGUYGAUGUAAAAUAGCAUCUCACAAAUAAACACAGUAUUUGUGUUGGUUUCAGCAACUGACUUCAGAUUUUUCUGUGAUUCAUGCUUUGGAAAUUCUCAUAUCUGAACAUUCAUCAGCAGGAAACCUUUAUAGUAUUAGCAGAGAACUUGUGUGUAGGAUCUUGUCACCCUUGUUUCUAAUAGUAGAGCAAAUCRGUAUUUGAAACUGUUGGGAAAAGGUAGGUGCUUCAAAAAGGUUGUUUGAAAUGGAGUUUAUGAGUGUAAAACAGUACUGAAAUACAGACAUUUUCUACAGUAAGUCAAUUUGAGCACAAAUGUCUCAAGAUAAAUUUUUUCAGAAGCAUAAUCAUUAUCCACUCAUUUUGGUCYAGCCUUGUGACCCGCAAGGUCCUCAUAGAAAAGCUUUUGAUGUAUGGACUGGAUGAGCAGAUAGGUGGACUGAAAAUAGAAAAUUGUAGAACCCAGAGAGUGGUGGUGUGCAGAGCAAAGUUUAUUUGGAGACCAGUAACUAGUUCUGUACCCCCAGUGUCAGAGCUGCAUCCAAUCCUGUUCAACAUCUUCACUAAUGACCUGGAUGAUGGGGCAGUCUGCUGAUGACACAGAGCUGGAAGUAAAGAUGAUAAGCCAGAGGAUCAUGCUGCCAUCCAAAGGGACCCCAACAAGCUUGAAAAAUGGGCUGGCAGGAACUUGAGCUUCAGCCAGGGUUAAGUGCAAAGUCAUGCAACCCCUGCACCAGUAUACACUGAGGGCCACCCAGCUGGAAARGCAGCUUGGCAGAAAAGGGACUGGGGGUCCUAGUGGGCACUGAGAAGGAAAUGAGCCAGCAACAAGUCCUUGCUGUGAAGAAGGUGAGUGGUAUCCUGGUCUGUUUUAAACAAAGUAUUGCCAGCAGACUGAGUGGCUUAUUCCCUCCRCUCAGUACUGAGUCCACACCUGAGCACAGUGUCCACGUCUGGGCUUCCCAGUACCAGGGACACUAUGACAUAGUGGAGGGGGUCCAGUAAAGGGCCAUGAAGAUAAUGAAGGCAUGGGAGCUUCUCUCCUAUGAGGAAAUGCUCAUAGGAUGCACAUCUGUUUAGACUGGAGAAGAGCCAAUGCUUUUGGAAUUCUUACUACAGUAUUUAAGUAUCUGAAGGGAGGGUGUGAAGAAGAAAAGACUCUCCAGGCAGUGCCCAGUGACAGGACUAGAGGCAGUGCUCAUAAACUGAARCAUAGGAGGCUCCAUCUGGAUAUCAGGAACUGUUCUCUUUUACUGUGUAUGUGGCCAUGCACUGUUACGUUGUCUAUCCUCAGAGAUGCUGAAAAGCCAUCUGAACAUGGUCCUGGGCAAAUGGCUCUAAGUGCCCCUGCUUGAUCAGGAUCAUUGGACUAGGUGACCUCCAGAUAUUGCUUAUUUAUUGCAAUAAUUGCUAUAUUUAACCUUGACUUUAAAAUAUUACUUGAAAAUAUUUAUAUUGCAAGUAGAAUAAUGUAAUGUUGAACCAAUCCUGAAGAAUUCUUUUAUUGCAUUCAUGUUUCUGAUAAAGGCUGGGAUUGGCUUUGCCAAUUCUCAGCAAGUAGGUUGUUGCUUGUAUUUAUGAGAGUGGGUGAGUCACAGUCUUCUCUACCAUGAAAAACUUUAUACUACUGUCAAAAAAAUUUCUCAUGUUGGUUAUGUGUAGGUUAAAUGUGCAUGUCUUCCCCUUAUAUUUCCAGCACAAUUUUCAGCAUUCUCAGGAAAGACUGAAAUGCUUUGUACCUACAGCAAAUAAGUUGUUAAUUAUCAAACUGUCAUAAGUAUGUGUUUGAAAACAAGAGUUUGGUUUCAUUCUGACUACUCUAUUUGAAAUUUCUGAUGUGCUUUUAAAACUUCAGUAUUUUUUCCUGUUCCGUUUCACUGUAUGAAGGAUUCUGUGUCCUGUCAAUUGUGAAGCUCAGCAUGCCAUUGCCCUGUGAGAAGGAUGUGUCCAGACUAUUGCCAGCAUCCUCCUAGCUGACUCCUCAUGCUUCAUUUACAAGUUCAUACAGUAUACGCUCAGGCAGCUUUUUAUCAAGCUUUUUCUGUGUCUUUGAUUACCUGCAGUCAACUGGGAUAAUAACAGCAACUGGCUUUCUGUUAGUAUAGGUAUCCUAGAAAAUUCUCAGUGGCCAAAUAAGCUGAAUUAAGUUUUCAGUGUGAACAAGGUACAGUUGAUGAAAUGUGAAGAAAAGUGAGGAUGCAAUCUUGGGGUCAGUGUGUGUGGACAGAUCUGCAUACACGUGGGCAUGGUAACAUGGGGUGGRUAAAGAGGAGCAGAGUAUGAUGAGUACUGUGUAGAAGUCACAGAAAAUACAAAGGUUUUGUAUUACAGAGCUGUUGCUACAGGAAUGAAAAACUAAUAUGAAGAAGUAGCUGAGUGGAUUUGAAUGAAAAAAUGAUAAGAGGGGAGAGAUGAGUAGCAGAGGACAGUGGCCAGAUUAGGCAGAAAUAUGAAGGUAAGUUUGAGAUGAACCAUAAACAAUAUUUUGAUAGUAGAAUGAAUACGUUGCUGCGUAUAAAAUCCUUUGAUAAAGGAACGAAUUUACUUUGUGUGACRAAGUGACUUUAUAGCAUGAAGAGGGUCUUGGAAAUCUUGCAGAUUCUCACGAGUAGUGUACGCUCCUCAUUGCCACUGCAGCAUUCUCAUGGUCAGAAAAAAAGAUGAGAAAAUAAUUUUCCAGUAUAUGUUCUGAAAUCCUGUUGGACUAUUGCACAAUGAAAUGGCAAAACAUUUCAGUAUAUGAGAAACCAAUAGAGUACUCAAAUGUUUUUUUUUUUUUUCCCAUGAUUCACAAAAUUGCCUUGCUUAUAUAGUUAGAUUUCUUAACAUACUGCAUCUGCUACAGCCAAAAGGUGACAGGCCUUGGUGAGGUGUCAACAGUGUUUGAAGACUCAGAUACCAAAAAGAGCAAGGAAGUGCUUUUUUCAGGCGUUGCAUUUURAAGUUUUUUUUGGCCACAAAGAACUUGUGUGGAUAAUGAACUUUGCUGGAAGCUGGCAGUAGCUCUUUGUUCUUAGUUUUUUCUUUAAAGGUAUUUUCAAUGAUGUAGUGUGCCAUUAGACUUGCUCCUCAUGUGAUA